Saccharomyces kudriavzevii IFO 1802 is the source of this 1689-nucleotide messenger RNA. It is a transcript of the gene TMA64, whose product is annotated as Tma64p. Gene Ontology annotation, biological process: translational initiation; formation of translation preinitiation complex. Gene Ontology annotation, molecular function: translation initiation factor activity. The transcript has a single exon. The coding region runs from base 1 to 1689 and encodes 562 amino acids. NCBI's taxonomy places the organism in Eukaryota, Fungi, Ascomycota, Saccharomycetes, Saccharomycetales, Saccharomycetaceae. The record is from RefSeq and is a predicted model, not a curated record.
AUGUUUAAGAAGGAACCUCAUAUAAAAGCUUUGAGCAAUCUGAAAAACUCUGAAAGAAAGAAGUUACUACAAACUUGUAAAAAACAGACGAAUAACGAUGAGUACACUUUUCCGACCUCCACUAUUAAACAGACAAACUUUUGCAGCCAGAAAAGCGUUGGAGUUGUAUACACAGACGAAAAUAAUACUCCAAUAUUAUUCAAGGAGAAGCAUAAUGAACAGCUCUUUCCAACAGUAUAUUCUUGUUGGGAAAAUCCAACCUUAUUGCCUAUUAUUUUGACUCAUGGAUUUGUUAUAGAGGAACAUUUGUUCAAUGGUGCUAACUUGAUGAUUUCUGGCUCAAUUCCACCUUUUGAUCCUCGUUCCAAAGUAGGUACCCUUUGCGGUGUGGCUAGUAGAGAAGCGCCUAAAGUCGUUUUAGCCAUAGGUAUCGUUGAAAUGGAUCUACCGUCAUACGAUAGAGUACUUGGUGAAACAGGUGUUGCAGUGAAAGUUAUACAUCAUUUUAAUGAUGGUCUUUCGAAAGCCCUUAAGGUGAAAUUAGAUCCUCCAAUUGCCAAGUCGGGAGAUGAGGACAUUAACAGUAAACAGGUCCAGCCUCCAGAAGAAGCCAAAAUUGUUGAAAACGCACAAGAAAAUAUGCAAAAAGCUCAAGUUCAUGUUGAGGAACUUGCAGAGGUUUUGGAUCAUUUUUCAGUGUCGGAUGUUGAUUAUUUCAUCACAAGAGCAUUAUAUUAUACGUUAACCCAAGAUAAAAGUUUAGUAUUACCCAUUUCUCCCUCUAAUUUUAUCUCAAACCACAUUAUGCGUAAUUUACCUCCGAUUGAUCACAACGAAGUUAAUGUGAAGAAAACUUCGUGGAGGAAGAGUGCAAAAUUUCUGAAACACUUCGAAAAAGAAGGUUUCUUGAAACUAAAAGGGAAGGGAGACGACCUAACUAUUGUGGGUAAAACCAUAGAUAAAGAUGAGUUGAAAAAUUUUGUACCAUAUAAGGUUGGCAGCAGCACUUCCGCUCAAGAAAGUGGCGAGCAUGCCAACUCGAAGGAGAAAACACCCGGAAUGAUGUAUUCAAUGACGCUAUAUAAACCGUUCAGCAUUGCUAAAGACUUUUUAAAGGAGGCCAACUUAGGCUUUCGGACAUACUAUACAUCUCAGGAUAUCAGAAGUGCGCUUUCUCAGUAUAUUUCCACCAACAACUUAGCAGAUACGAAGGACAAAGGGAAAGUUGUUAUGGAUGAUUUAUUAUUCAACAUGGUUAAUAAGAAAAAAAAAAAUCUGAAUGCUGCACGUAUUAUGCCUAGAGCCCAAAUUUUGGAUCCUUUGCUAGCCAAUAAUUUUACUGAGUUCUACCAAAUAUUUAAAAACGAUGAUUCACUUUUGUUCAAGGCACCAAUAAAAGGUUCUCCCCCACGUAUCAAAAUCACCACCGAAAUGAAAAUUGGAAGAAAAGUUAUCACAAGAGUCAGCAAUUUUGAAGUUUUUCAAAUCGACCCGGAAUCACUUGCCGGUGAUUUAAGAAAGAUAUGCAGCGGUUCAACGACAAUAGGUGAGUCACAAACGUUUAAAAGUGCUGAAGUGCAAGUGCAAGGUCCACAUGGUCAGCUAAUCAUUGAUCAUCUCAAUAAUUUGGGUGUUCCAAACAAGUGGAUAGACUUUGAGAAUAAAUUAAAAAAGAAAAAAAGAACGUAG